AUGAAAUAUUGGAAUUUAAAAAAAAUUAAUCAAUCAGCACUUGAUAAAACAGGUAUUAUACCUAGGUCGAUAAGUAGACUUUUCGAAAAAUUUACAAAAGAACUCGAUCCAAACGCAGAAGUAGAAGCUUUAGAAGAAUUUAAGGUAUCUCGAUACCAAACUGUAGCAUCUGUUAAGUAUAUUCUAUUUUUAUUCAUCAUGCCGGUAUUAGUAAAUCAACUAGCAAAAAGCUUUAUAUUUGGACCAUGUAUUAAUUAUUUAUGGAAUCAUGAAGAGCAUAGUAUCUUUUUAAAUGAAUCACAAGAGGAAAGAGCAUUUGCUGAAUUACAACGUUUUGAAGAAAAAUUACAUUUUGAAAUAUUAAUUGGUAGAAUUCAAAACCCUUCUUCUAGUUUGAUUAAUCAUAAAAUGACAGAUAAAGCUUUAGAAAUAGCAACCCUAUAUGCAAAUGAAAGUUCUUCAGCAAUUAAAAAUAUUUUAGCUGAUUUUUUAUCAGGAACCAUUUUUAUUUCUAUUUUGAUUAUUAGCAGAAGACAGUUUUCCAUUCUUAAGUCAUUUAUCAAUGAAUUAAUAUAUGGAUUAAGCGAUACAGCAAAAGCAUUUUUAAUUAUUUUAUUUACAGACAUGUUUGUAGGUUUUCACUCUCCUCAUGGAUGGGAAGUAAUAAUUGAAAUAAUACUUAGGCAUUUUGGAUUGCCUGAAAGUCGAGACUUUAUUUUUGUAUUCAUUUCAACAUUCCCUGUUGUAUUAGAUACGAUUUUUAAAUAUUGGAUAUUUCGCUAUUUGAAUAAAAUAUCACCGUCAGCAGUAGCAACUUAUCAUAAUAUGAACGAAUAA
Chondrus crispus (carragheen) is the source of this 837-nucleotide messenger RNA. NCBI's taxonomy places the organism in Eukaryota, Rhodophyta, Florideophyceae, Gigartinales, Gigartinaceae. The record is from the annotation of a RefSeq genome assembly.